AUGAUUUUUCUUUCAAGUGAUGGGAGUGAGAUUGACAUAACUUGGGAGCCUGGAGAGGAGGAGUAUGACAGUGGGGAUGAGAGGUGGUUUGUGCAGAAUUCUGAAGAAAUUUUAGCUAAGGUAACAAGAAGUCUUGGGAAGCAGUUUGAUGUAUAUGAUGAGGGGGUUUCCAAGGAUCCAAAGGCAAGGUUGACAGAUAACUUGGAUGUGAAUGAGGUACAACUACAAGAAGAAAUUGAGGGAGAAUCAGAUGACCUAAGGAGCUUGGAUGGUUCAUCUGAUGAAGAGGACAAAAGUCCAUGGUUUAAUGACAAAUCUGACUUCUCAAAGCCUGUUGUACUUGUUCAUAGGCUUAGGUUUAGCAAUGCUACAGUGUUGAGGAAAGCUUUAAGAGUGCAUGUCAUACAGAAUAGGUAUGAGUACUAUUUUUUACACAAUGAUAGUACUAGGAUUACUAUUCAGUGUAGGAAUAGGUGUGGGUGCAAGUUUGACACAAAGACAAGUAGGAUGCCUUUGUGUAUAUGCAGGGGUGGAGUGAAGUGUAGUUUCAAGAUCCAUGCUACUAAGUUAAAAAGACAACAGACUUGGCAAAUAAAAACCAUGAAGUUGGAGCAUAAAUGUGUGAGAAGCAGGGAGAACAAGAAGGUCACAGCAGAGUUCAUUGCUGAGAUGUAUCUUGAGGAUUUCAGAACUAACCCAUCAUGGAAGGUUAAGCAAAUCAAGGAUAGGGUGCUUCAUGACUUGGGGGUAGAAGUGACCUACUACAGGGCUUGGAUGGCAAGAUGUAGAGCUAAGUUGAUCAUUUUUGGUUCAGCAAGAGAGCAAUAUGCUAGGGUAUGGGAUUAUGGGAAGGCUGUAAUGAAAUACAACCCUGGGUCUGGUUGUAAUGUUGUGAUUGAUGGCAUUGAAAAGCCUGAGCCUCCCUUGUUUAUGAGGAUGUUUAUUUGUUUAAGGCCUUUGAAGGAUGGGUUCUUGAAGGGUUGUAGGCCAAUUAUAGGGGUGGAUGGCUGCCACUUGAAAGGAGGUUAUCCAGGCCAAAUUUUAGUUGCAGUCUCCAAGGAUGGGAACAACAGCAUUUACCCCAUUGCUUGGGCAACUUGUGAGGUUGAAAACAGGGAGACUUGGGUCUGGUUUCUGGAAUCCUUGAUGCAAUGCAUUGGAAGUGCAGAUGGGGCAGGCUUCACCUUCAUGUCAGACAGGCAGAAGGGACUGGUUGAAGCUCUGUCUGAAGUUGUGCCUAAUGCAGAGACUAGGUUCUGUGUUAGGCACAUUUGGGCAAAUUUCAAGUUGAAGUUCACUGGAUCAGUUUUCAAAGAGCUCUUUUGGAGUGCUGCAAGAGCAACAACAUUUGUUGAGUUUCAGAUAGCCAUGCAACAGAUUAGGGAGCUUGAUGAGGAUGCUUACAAUUAUUUGGAGAACAUCCCCACUCAUCACUGGUGCAGACAUGCAUUCAGUGACAGUUGCAGGUCCAACAUGUUACUAAACAACAUGUGUGAGACUUUCAACUCUGUUAUCAGAGAUGCAAGAGACAAACCUAUCCUCACCCAAAUGGAAUGGAUGAGGAGGUACAUGAUGAGGAGAAAUAAUGAGAAGUGGGAGGACUCCAAGGAAAUCACAACCAACAUCACUCCAUAUGUGCAUAAGCUAUUUCAGAGGAUGAGCUAUGUGGCUAGGAAUUGCAUAAUUGAAGCUGCCAGGGAUGACACUUAUGAAGUGCAGCUGAAUGAUGACCAGGUUCUAGUUGACUUGCCAAAUUGGUCUUGUUCCUGCAAUCACUGGCAAUUAACAUGCAUCCCAUGUAUUCAUGCAUUUGCAUGCAUAAUGGAUCAGAGGGUUGAUGCUGAGCAGUUUGUCCACCCCUAUUACACUAUGGACACUUACAGAGCAGCAUAUGAGCCUGCAAUUCAACUUAUGCCAGGCCUAAAGCAUUGGGAGAGAGUGAACAUGAGAGAGCCUCAUCCACCAGCAUUCAAACAGCAGCCUGGAAGACCUAAACAGAAGAAGAGGAAGCUGGAACCUGGGGAGGGAACAUCUGCAAUAGGAGGGGAGCAGGGAAGAAAGAGGAGGAAAAGUCAUUGUAGGAUUUGUGGUGGAUUUGGCCACUAUCCCAAGACUUGCAAGGGCCCACAUGAACCUGAACCAACUGAGCAGAGAACUGCAGGAAGGCCUCCUUUAAAUUCACCUUGGGUAGUUGAGCAAAGGAAGAAGAGGGAGAUCAAAGCUGCUAAGAAGAGUGCAAUAGGGGCUGGUCCAAACAGCAUUGGGAAUAGGACUUUUCCCCAAGAGCAACCUGGCUGUGAACCAUUGAGUAAGAGGAAAGGUUCACACAGUCAACAAGGGCAGCCACAAGCCAAGCAUCACACCACCCUCUCUUCCAGCCAACCUGAACCCAAUGCUACUGGAGUGCAGACAAGGAGGGCUAAGCUGCUGACUUCCAGACAAGGAGGGCUGACACAAUGA
Chenopodium quinoa (quinoa) is the source of this 2460-nucleotide messenger RNA. RefSeq lists its product as uncharacterized. The coding region runs from base 1 to 2460 and encodes 819 amino acids. Gene Ontology annotation, biological process: DNA transposition. Gene Ontology annotation, molecular function: transposase activity; DNA binding; zinc ion binding. The record is from RefSeq and is a predicted model, not a curated record. The transcript has 4 exons. Lineage: Eukaryota; Viridiplantae; Streptophyta; Magnoliopsida; Caryophyllales; Amaranthaceae.